UAGAUCAUCGAUUUUAAUCUAAUAAUUCCCUCAAAACAAAAUUCCAAUUUCGAGCGAUUAGGGGUUCAGCCAAAACGGACCGCGUCGAAUGGCAGCUCGCGCGCACCGACUCCUCCUCCUUCCCUCUGCCUUCCACCGAAGCGUGAUCCCCGACCCCUCUCUCCACCUUUUACCCCCGUUGCUGAGCACCGCAAUCUGCAGCGGCGGCCGUCGACGCCGCGUUCGCGCCCAAUUAAUCGUGGGAAGAAUGGCGUCUGGUGGCUCCGGAGCCCCUUCCUCGCCCACGCGCAUCACCCUUCCGGGCGGCGACUCCGUCGAGGUCGUAGCCGCCCCCGGCGUCUCCGAUUCUGACCUCAGAAAUGCCAUCAGUUCUUCCCUUUUUAAGCAGUGGUUGAAGAAUAUGCAGAGUGACACUGGCCUUUUAGCGGGAGGGCAUGUGUCUUUAAGACAAGUGUACAUUCAGGGAGUGGAUAUGUUUGGUAGAGGUGUUGGAUUCUUAAAGUUCAAAGCAGAUGUUUUUGAUAAAGAAACACAAGCAAAGAUUCCAGGAAUUGUGUUUGCAAGGGGACCAGCUGUUGCUGUGUUGAUUCUUUUAGAGUCGAGAGGAAAAACUUAUGUUGUUCUUACAGAACAGCCUAGGGUUCCUGUUGGAAAACUCAUUUUGGAACUCCCAGCUGGCAUGAUAGAUGAUGAAGGCGGUGAUGUUGUUGGCACAGCAGUUCGUGAGGUUGAAGAGGAGAUAGGGAUACACUUGAACAAGGAGGAUAUGGUGAAUCUUACUGCAUUUCUUGAUCCUGUAACUGGAUGCAAAGUUUUUCCAUCACCGGGUGGGUGCGACGAGGAACUGAGCCUGUUUCUUUAUAGAGGCCAUGUAGAGGAGGAGAUCAUAAGUGCCCUGCAGGGAAAGGAGAUGGGCCUCCGUGAUCAUGGUGAGCUGAUUAAGGUACAUGUUGUUCCUUACGAUACACUUUGGCGUGUGACUGCUGAUGCAAAAGCUCUAGCUGCAAUUGCCCUAUAUGAAACGGCGAAGAGGAAUGGCCUUUUGCCUUGAACUGCUCGACUCGAGUAUGCUGUGCAAGUCCAUAUACAAAUUCCCUGAAGCUGCCUUUUGUCAACAUUUCACAUUGGAGAUUUGCUCUCUUUCAUUUAGCCAAUAAAUCUUUGUAUUUGGUGUCACGAAUUGUAUGCAAUUUUUUCUUUGAUAAGCAGAUCUGAAUUUGCUGAUUUAAGCAGUGAAGGUAAUUAGAUGACUUGUCUAUAGGACAUUUUGAGCUACCAGACAGAUUAACCACAUUGUUCAAAUCCAGAUUUGAUGGAGUGACAUAUGUGAGAGAAAGUAAACAUGUUAUUUUCUUUUGGAAAGACUAAUUUUUUUC
Molecule: messenger RNA, 1376 nt
Organism: Musa acuminata subsp. malaccensis (wild Malaysian banana)
Lineage: Eukaryota; Viridiplantae; Streptophyta; Magnoliopsida; Zingiberales; Musaceae
Product: nudix hydrolase 14, chloroplastic
Biological process (GO): nucleoside phosphate metabolic process; ribose phosphate metabolic process
Molecular function (GO): ADP-ribose pyrophosphatase activity; ADP-glucose pyrophosphatase activity
Source: RefSeq, a predicted model, not a curated record